Molecule: messenger RNA, 3288 nt
Organism: Uranotaenia lowii
Lineage: Eukaryota; Metazoa; Arthropoda; Insecta; Diptera; Culicidae
Exons: 1
Coding region: 1-3288 (1095 amino acids)
Molecular function (GO): nucleic acid binding
Source: RefSeq, a predicted model, not a curated record
AUGGCAGCUCCAAUCGGUUCAUCGGUGAAUUCAGCUUCGCAAUUUCGAUCUCGUGUUUUACUAGCGACAGCGGUGGUCAUUAUUGAAGACGAUAUGGGUAAUCAGCUUCCGGCAAGGGCACUGUUGGAUUCCGGUUCUGAAAGUAAUUUUAUGACUCAACGGCUUAGUCAACGGAUAAAGGUUUCUCGAAACAAGGUGGAUGUUUCGAUUCUCGGCAUUGGACAAGUUGCGACGAAGGUGAAGCAGAAGGUCAGCGCUGUGGUGAAGUCUCGUACCUCUGAAUAUGCUCGUGAACUUAGUUUCUUGGUUUUACACAAGGUUACGGCAACUCUUCCGACAGCAAAUGUCAACACUGGUGGUUGGAAUAUUCCUGAGGGAAUUUCGCUAGCCGAUCCUGCCUUUUUCCAGUCCAAUAGCGUCGACCUCGUCUUGGGAAUUGAGUGCUUCUUCGAAUUCUUCGAAACUGGUCGAAGAAUAUCGCUUGGAGCGAAUUUGCCAGCACUCAAUGAAUCAGUCUUCGGAUGGAUCGUAUGUGGAGGUGUUUCUCAACCGGAUAGCUCUCUAAAAGUCAGCUGCAACGUCUCGGCGAACGAGACACUUGACAUGCUGGUGUCACGGUUUUGGGAAUCCGAGGAGAUUGGAUCAAAGAGGAACUAUUCCCCGGAGGAGAGUCUAUGUGAGGAGAUUUUUGAGCAGACGGUUCAGCGGAGUUCAAGCGGGCGAUACAGUGUUGCUCUGCCUACGAAAAAGGUUGCUGUGUCAAGGCUCGGUGGCUCCAGAGACAUCGCUUAUCGGCGGCUCUUGGGUACAGAACGUCGAUUUGCCAGGGAUACAGAACUGAAGCGCCAGUACAUGGAAUUUAUGGAGGAGUAUCAUCAACUUGGGCACAUGCGAAAGGUUCCGGCGGAGGAUAUUGGCAAUUUCAGAAGGUGUUUUCUGCCACAUCAUCCGGUAAUAAAGGAGGCGAGUACGACUACCAAGGUGCGCGUAGUCUUCGAUGCCUCUUGCAAGACAUCUUCGGGAGUAUCGUUCAACGACGUCUUGAUGACCGGGCCGGUUGUACAGGAUGACCUCAGGUCCAUCAUUAUGCGGUGUCGGACGAAGGCGAUUAUGCUGGUGGCAGACGUGGAGAAGAUGUUUCGCCAAAUUGAGAUUCAACCCGAAGACAGACCUCUCCAGUGUGUGUUAUGGCGCAACAAUCCGAACGAAGAAGCAGGUGUUUACGAGCUGAACACGGUGACCUACGGCACGAAGCCAGCACCGUUUUUGGCUACCCGUACUCUGCAACAGCUCACAUCAGAUGAGGCAGCUCGUUUUCCCUUGGCAGCGCAAGCGAUGGCUGAUGACACCUACAUGGACGACGUCAUUACCGGAGUGAACAACCUCGAAGAAGCAAUUGAGCUUAGGAAGCAGUUGGAGCAGAUAACGGAAAGCGGAGGUUUUCGACUACGCAAGUUUGCUUGUAAUCGGUCGGAGGUUCUGCAGGGUAUACCGGAAGACAAUUUAGCGAUUCCUGGAUUCGUGGAUUUGGAUCCAGAUCCUUCUGUCAAAACAUUAGGACUUACUUGGUUGCCUGGUUCGGAUACAUUCAUGUUCCAGUUCAAUUUGCCUCAAAUCGAAGAUUUUAACUUUACAAAACGCAACGUUCUCUCUGUUAUUGCCAUGUUAUUCGAUCCUCUAGGGCUGAUUGGGGCCACUAUUACAAUGGCGAAAAUCUACAUGCAGCAGUUGUGGACUCUUCAAAAUUUUGACGGCAAUAGGCUUGAUUGGGACGAGCAACUACCUUCCACGGUGGGUGAGCGUUGGCGAAAAUUUCACGAGGAGUUGUCCUGGCUGAACACCAUUAGAAUCGAUCGCUGUGUUAUUCUCCCCAACCCGAUAGAGCUGGAACUUCAUUGUUUCUCGGAUGCUUCUGAGAAGGCGUUUGGCGGUUGCAUCUAUCUUCGCAGCAGAGAUUUGCAUGGUUUAGUUUGGACUAGACUAGUUUCGUCGAAAUCUAAGGUUGCCCCAUUAAAAUGUCAAUCGAUAGCACGUCUCGAACUCUCUGGAGCAUUAUUGAUUGCAGAACAAUACGAAAAAGUGAAGGAUUCCUUGAAAAUUUCGGCUAAGGCGUUCUUCUGGACCGAUUCGACGUGCGUUUUGCGUUGGUUGCAAGCGAUUCCGACUGUGUGGACGACAUAUGUGGCAAAUAGGGUGUCGAAGAUUCAAACCAUCACUCAGGGUUGCAAGUGGAGCCAUGUACCAGGCAUUGAGAACCCGGCGGACUUGAUAUCGAGAGGAGUUUCGCCAGCAAACAUCGUGGAGAACCAGUUUUGGUGGAGAGGGCCAGCCUGGUUGCAAGAAUCACCGGAAAGUUGGCCUCAAGCGCCAGCGUUUUGUAUUCAAAAUGAAGGAGAUGAGGAACUGCGUCGUACUACUGUGGUUGCUGUUGCCUCUGAAACGGAGGAGUUCGUUAAUACUUACCUUUCUAAAUUUUCGUCUUAUAUUGACCUUAUUCGAAAAACUGCUUACUGGCGACGCCUGAAAACUUUUCUUUGGUGCAGAUUGAGAAACCCAGCAGCAGAACCAAAUAAAGGUUUUCUCUCUGUGUCGGAAUUGAAGCAUGCUGAGCUCGAUCUAAUUUCUCAAAUUCAGAAGGUAGUGUUUGCGGGUGAAUGGAAGGUAUUGGCAGAAGGAAAAUCGGUGUCUAGGAGUUCGCCAAUGCGUUGGUAUAACCCUUUCUUGUCCUCUGAAGGAGUAAUUCGACUUGGUGGUAGACUGAGGAAUUCUGAUGAGCCCCAUGAUGCAAAGUAUCCUGUUGCCCUGCCCGCUAGGCACCCCUUUUCGACGUUGCUCAUUAGGUAUCACCACGAGAAGCUGCUACACGCAGGCCCACAGCUUUUGUUAAGUGUCUUGAGACAGCGUUACUGGAUUUUCGGAGGGAGAGAAACCGUAAGGAAUGUAGUUCAUCGUUGUUUGAGAUGUUAUAGAGCCAAGCCAUCUCCAGUCCAGCAUAUCAUGGGCGAUUUACCUGCUUCCAGGGUGACCAUCGCCCCAGCCUUUCGACGAAGCGGUGUGGAUUAUUUCGGCCCCGUUUACGUCAGACCCGUUCCCCGUCGUCCUGCAGUCAAGGCCUACGUUUGUAUUUUCGUCUGUUUGUGCACAAAGGCUGUUCAUCUCGAACUGGUUUCAGACUUAACCACUGACCGGUUCAUCCAAGCGUUGCGUAGGUUCGUAGGUCGCAGAGGAAAAUGUGCUGAAUCCUAUCUGAUAACGGUACGAAUUUCGUUGGUGCCCGUAACAAAAUGA